Molecule: messenger RNA, 2171 nt
Organism: Nicrophorus vespilloides
Lineage: Eukaryota; Metazoa; Arthropoda; Insecta; Coleoptera; Silphidae
Exons: 7
Coding region: 256-2061 (601 amino acids)
Biological process (GO): ubiquinone biosynthetic process
Cellular component (GO): mitochondrion; mitochondrial inner membrane
Source: RefSeq, a predicted model, not a curated record
AGUUCUUUUUUCAGUGGAACUAUGUGUUGCAGUGCAAAUAGUGGUUUGGAUAUUGUGUAAUUCUUACUAAUAUUUGUUGCGUUUGGCAACGUUGCAGUGUUUCAUUGUAGUAAUCACUACUUGCUCAUUACUCGUGUAUUUAUCACUCCAGUAUUUAAGUAUCCUAGCUGAAAGUUGUAUCAUGUGUGCGGCGUGUACGUGCUGAUGCUGAUAAAGAGAUUAAGUUGAAAGACAUCCGCGAAAAAAGACGUAAAAAUGGGAACAUCGGUGGUGACGCAAUGCAUGGACGAUGGUAUAGGCCAAAACAAAACGUACAAGAGGGUAGGAUCAGCCCUUUUCUAUGGAAUAGCCUCGUUCAUGAUAACUGUGAUCAACAAGAAUGUCCUCACCAGCUACCAAUUCCCCUCAUUCCAAGUGCUCGGUUUGGGGCAGAUGGCUGCCACCCUCAUAGUCCUGUUCACAGCAAAGAAAUUGCGGAUAGUCAGCUUCCCGGAUUUUGAUUUAAACACUUUUGGAAAGAUAUGGCCUUUGCCAGUGAUCUACAUAGGGAACAUGCUGUUUGGACUUGGAGGCACCAAAGAGUUGAGUUUGCCCAUGUUCACUGCUCUGAGAAGGUUUUCCAUUUUGAUGACAAUGAUCGCAGAGCUAUACAUUUUGGGUGUCAGGCCCACCUUCAGUGUGCAGUUCAGUGUAUACACAAUGAUUUUAGGUGCAAUAGUUGCAGCCAGCAACGAUCUGGGCUUCAACUUUGUUGGAUACGUUUACGUUUUAUUGAAUGACUUCUUCACCGCCACCAAUGGCGUUUACAUAAAGAAGAAACUGGAUUCCAAGGAGCUGGGAAAGUACGGUUUAAUGUACUACAAUUCGCUCUUCAUGUUUAUACCGUCGCUGUUCUUCGCCUUUUACACCGGCGAUCUGGAGAAAGGAUACAACUAUACGAGAUGGAACGAUUUCAUGUUUUCGGUGCAAUUCCUUUUAUCCUGCGUUAUGGGAUUCAUAUUAUCGUACAGCGUUAUACUGUGCACGCAAUUCAACUCGGCGCUAACGACGACGAUCAUCGGAUGCUUGAAGAACAUUUCCGUCACGUAUUUGGGAAUGGUCAUCGGCGGAGACUACAUCUUCUCGUGGAUCAACUUCAUCGGCAUCAACAUCAGCGUCUUCGGAAGUCUCAUCUACACUUACGUCACCUUCAAGCGCAAGGACGCCGGACCUCUGCCCGACAAAUCCAGCAAAGCGGACAUCGUAUACCUUAUCACCUCUAGUUGGAUGCUGCAAAACGUUCGGUAUUUCGUAAUUAGGCAUCGCGGCUCCUUGAACUUGGCCAAGUACAUGCACGACGAUGCAGCUGCCCAGCAAGUUCCAAGAGAUUUCGAAGAGGACUUCAAGAGAAACCAUAUUCCUACAAAUCUCUUUCAGAAAGCGUUGCUCGGAGUGGGAGCUGCAACAGCUUCAAUUGUGGAUCCACGCAGAGGCGAUAUGAUUGCUUGCAUGGGUGAAGCUACAGGUCAAAUGUCGAUUGAAUACAUGCUGGGGAAAAUGCAACAAUCCGAGGAAGGAUCGAAGAUUUUGGCAGAACGGCCUAGGAUAAAUUCCCGGACUGUAGAUUUAGAGAAAUUGAAGACGAUGCCUGAAAACACUUUGGGCAAAACUUAUAGCAAUUUUUUAGUCAAUAACAAAGUAACUCCUGAUUCUAGACCAGCCGUGCAAUUCGUUGACGAUGUGAAUUUAGCGUAUGUUAUGCAGAGGUAUAGAGAAGUCCAUGAUUUGUUUCAUACAGUUUUAGGAAUGCCUACAAAUAUGUUGGGUGAGGUUACUGUAAAAUGGGUGGAGGCAAUCCAAACCAGACUACCGAUGUGUGUUGGCGGUGCUCUGUUCGGCCCGAUUCGUUUGAAACCAAAGCAUCGCGAAUUGUAUAUUAAACACUAUUUGCCGUGGGCCAUUCACACCGGUUACAAUACUAGUUUCCUGAUGAAUUUGCACUUUGAAAACCGAUGGGAUCAGACGUUGGACGAUCUCUACGCCGAAAUAAACUUCAAGCCAAUACAGAUUCCAAAAUCGUAAAGGUUUCUGCUAAAAUCUAGCCUGAUUAUCUGUAUUAUUUAAUGAUUUCACGAGGUUUGAGUUUAAGUCACUAGACUUGUUGAAAUAAAUUGGUUUUAACUAAAUUUUAA